Drosophila busckii is the source of this 2937-nucleotide messenger RNA. RefSeq names its product polyadenylate-binding protein RBP45C. The transcript has 8 exons. Gene Ontology annotation, molecular function: RNA binding. NCBI's taxonomy places the organism in Eukaryota, Metazoa, Arthropoda, Insecta, Diptera, Drosophilidae. The record is from RefSeq and is a predicted model, not a curated record. The coding region runs from base 400 to 1992 and encodes 530 amino acids.
CAACCACAUGACAUUUUUGCAAACAAAUCUCAUUGGUCUGUGAUAAGUGAAGGUCGAGCGAAAUUAAAAAAAGUUUAUAUAAAAAAAAAAACACAAACACAAACACGAAAGUUAAAUGCGAGCAUAAACCACAAACGAGAAACUUUUGAAAUUAGUAAAAUUGUAGAAAUCAUUUAACGCUUCAAAUAAUUUGCAUACAACACUGAACAACAAACAAACAAAUUAAAGUGCGGUUUCACACAAAAAGGCAAAAAGAAUUAACAAAAAAAAUUGUUUAGUCAAAUUAUAAUACAAUUCCAAAAUAACAGCUGCGAAUCGGCACUUCAUUAAACAUCAAAGCGAAUUGCCGCAAACCACAAACGUGCAACAGACGCAACGAGAGCAAACAAAUUUGAUAAAAUGUUGGCAAUGCCCACGCUGAUGAUGCCAGCAACUGCACAGAUGACGCUCAGCAGUCAGCCACUGUCGGUGGCCGCCAAGCCGUACGAGACUAAGCUGCUGGCCAUACACCAGACGCACUUGCAGCAACAGCAGCAGCAGCAGCAGCAACAAGCGCCUGCCAAUCAGCAGCAGCAACAGCAGCAGCAGCAUCAGGCCAAGCAGUCACAGCAAACUUCGCAGCAAAUGUCCAUUGUGACCACUCAGCAGCAGCAGCAUCCACAGUCGCAGUCACCGCAUCUGCAGCAGCAGCAAUCGCAGCAACAGCAGCAGCAACAACAACAGCAGCAGGCAGUUGCCGCUGCCGCCGCAGCAGCAGCCGCUGCUCAUCAUCAACAGCAGCAGCAGCAAGCAGCUGUCGCCGCUGCCGUCUGUGCCGCUCAGCAGCAAGCUGUGGCCGUGCAACAGCAACAACAGCAGCAGCAGCAGCAGCAGCAACAGCAAUAUCAAAUUCACUCACAGCAACAGUCGCCGCAGCAGGUGCUGAGCGUGUCGCCCAAGCAGGAACAAUUUCACAUUUUCGUCGGUGACCUAAGUUCAGAAAUCGAAACUCAACAAUUGCGUGAGGCAUUCACACCAUUUGGCGAAAUCUCCGAUUGCCGCGUCGUGCGUGAUCCACAGACCCUAAAGUCAAAGGGCUAUGGCUUUGUGUCGUUUGUAAAGAAAUCGGAAGCUGAGAGCGCCAUUACGGCCAUGAAUGGCCAAUGGCUUGGCUCGCGCUCAAUUCGCACGAAUUGGGCCACACGGAAACCGCCGGCGAGUAAAGAGAACAUUAAGCCAUUGACUUUCGAUGAGGUUUACAACCAGAGCAGUCCCUCCAAUUGCACCGUCUAUGUGGGCGGCGUCAACAGCGCGCUCACCGCUUUGAGCGAGGAGGUGUUGCAAAAGCAUUUUGCUCACUACGGUGCCAUACAAGAGAUACGCGUCUUCAAGGACAAAGGAUAUGCUUUUGUGCGCUUCUCCACCAAGGAGGCCGCCACGCAUGCCAUUGUGGGCGUGCAUAAUACCGAAAUCAAUGCACAGCCUGUGAAGUGCUCCUGGGGCAAGGAGAGCGGCGACCCGAACAAUUCACAGACCAUGGCCAGUCAGGCUCUGAACAGCGCUGCCGCUGCCGCCGCCGGCUUCCCAUACGGCAUUAGCGCUGCCACAGCCGCCGCUGCCGCCUAUGGCCAGCAACUGGCCGCCACUGGCUGCUGGUACUCGCCCACGCCCACAUAUCCGGCCUCGACCGCCACCGCAGCCGCCGUCACUCCCGCCGCCGCGGCGGCCAGCGCUGCCGCUGUACAGAACCAGUUCCUGCAGGGCAUACAAGGCUAUCAUUUUGGCCAGUACGGAGGCUACCAGCAGGGCUAUAUGGGCAUGGGCGUGCAGAUACCCGCCACAUGGCAAGGCGUCACCCAGGCACAAAUCUCGCCGGCUCAGCAGCUGGCAACGGGCGUGGCUGGCACGGCCAUACCACAGGCCGCCGGCGUCGUUGCCUAUCCGAUACAGCAGUUCCAAGUGAGCCCACAGUUGCCAGAAGAGGAAUGGUUAGCUGCAAAUUUAUUGUGUUAGGUCUAGAGCAAGAGUUACAAACGCCUAAGAACAAGAACACCUCAUUAGGCAACACUUGACAGCUUACAGUUUACCGUUUACAAUUUACAGUUUACAGUUUGUGUGUGCUCUCGCGCUCUCUCUCUCUCUCACUCUGUUUCAGUCUACCUCUUAGUCAAUUUGCAUAGUUCGAGAGUAAAAAAAGUAAAAAAAAUGUAUUUUAUUUAUCUGAUGGCGGUUUUCAGCUGAAACAAAUUACAAACAGAAUAAAAAAAGAAAAGCAAAUGGCAUUUUGUAGAACAUGCACAUGCGGGUUAGACAUUAGCUAGAGCGCCCUCAUACAAACAAAAACACCCACACACACACACACACGUACAUAAGUAUAUAUUUGAAAACAAUCAAAUUAUGCCAUCGAAUGAUAUUAAUUGAUAUUAGCUAUAAUAAUACGAAUAUACAUAAAUGCAUACUAUAUGUAGUAUAAAACGAUAACUAUUAAGCGCAAGCCGCAUUGGUGAAUAAUAAAACAGCAAUCACACACCCACACACACACACACAUACAUAGAAUGCAAAUUCAGCAGGUUCUGUUUAAUGUUAUGCAACAGCAACAACAACAACAACAACAAUACUAAACAACAGCAAUUAGCGAGAAAUUCAACAGAAUGAUAACCGUUAUACAUUUAUACGUAUGUAUAGCACAUUGAAUUCAAUUAUUUUUUAAAUGAACCAUAAAUAUGUAGCCAGACAACAACAUAACAUAUUCACGCAUGUAGAAUUUUCUGUGCUGCCCUAAAGAAUUUUAAUUGGGCUCGGCUCGCCGGCUACAAAACAAAUCUGCUGGUAAGUGCGAACCUCGCUCUCGAUGAUGAUAUACAAUGAUUAGUUUUAGGACUCACUCGAAUACUCGAUAGAGAAUUAGCAGCAUAAACCAUUUACGUAGUAAGAACACACAUACAUACAUUAACAUGA